AUGGCUGACGUCAAAUCUCCAGCCCAGGCAGAGUCUGUUCGUGUCUCUCGCGAAAAGCAAGAUGUUGACCAUCUUGAGAAGUCUGAGAGGGCCUCAAUCCGAGAGGAAGAAUCAGACCCUGUCGAAGCGAGGAAGAUCAUUCGGAAGAUUGAUUAUCGUAUCCUCCCUCUUCUCAUCCUGUUGUACACUCUUACGUUCCUAGACCGUGUCAAUAUUGGCAAUGCUCGUCUCUGGAAUAUGGAGAAGGAUCUGAAGAUGAGCGGAAACCAAUACAACCUCGUCGUCAUGAUCUUCUAUGUUCCUUACAUUAUUCUCGAGUUACCAUCAAAUAUGAUUCUUUCGCGAGUUCAACCUCGAUAUUACAUUUCCUUCCUAGUGAUGGGUUGGGGCCUGUCUGUUACUUUUGCUGGUUUCUGCAAAUCCUUUGCCGGUUUGAUGACUGCUCGUGUUUUUGUCGGAAUCUUUGAGGCCGGCAUGUUUCCUGGAUGCUUGUUCCUUAUCGGUUCAUGGUACCGCCGUCACCAGCUUUUCACUCGAAUGGCGUGGUUUAUGGUAUCCAACGAUAUUGCAGGUACAAUUUCUGGCCUUCUCGGUGCCGGCUUGGGAUCUCUCGACGGUACGGGCGGAUACUCUGGAUGGUCAUGGAUCUUCUUCAUCGAAGGUGCAAUGACGUGCGCCGCUGGUGUUUUGGCCUUCUUCUUCCUUCAGCCUUUCCCUCACGACGCCACAUUUCUCAAGCCGGAGGAGAAGGCAUGGCUGCUUCGCAGCCUCGAGCUUGACUCCCAGAGAAAUGGUAUUAAGCACGAGAAGAUGACAGCCAAGGGCGCUUUCCGGGCCCUCAGGGACUGGAAGGUUCUCACUGCUGGCGUUCUUUACCUGGCGGUCUGCGUGACGGCUUACUCAAUUUCCGUCUUCACGCCAACUAUUCUCCAAACUUUUGGCUGGAGCAGUAUGAAGUCCAAUCUGCUCUCCGCACCCAUCCGCAUUGCUUCAGGUAUUGUCUCAGUCAUUAUGGGAUACAUCUCCGAUAAACUCAAGCGCAGAGGCUAUUUCUGCGUCGGUGGAUUCUCCUUCAGUAUCCUUGGCCUCUUCUUGGUGAUGUUGAUUCGCGACGGCAAUGUUCGAUACGGGGGGCUGUACAUUUCGGCCAUCGGUAUCUACAUCUGCCAGCCUCUUGUUAUAGCGUGGUGCACCAACCAAGUUGUCGGCAAUGUCAAGCGUGGUACUCUCACUGCUUUUGCCGUCAGUUGCGGACAGAUUGGUGGAAUCAUCUCCGCCCUCGUGUUUCCAUCGAGCGACGGACCUCAGUAUAUUCCUGGCGUGUCGGUCUGCAUUGCCUUCCAGGUGACGGGCAUAAUCGCGGCCAUCAACAUGUGGGUGUGCUGCGCCUGGGAGAAUCGCAAGCGAGAGGCAGGGAAGCGUGAUCACUUACGAAACCUGCCGGAGGCAGAUAUUAAUGAUCUCGGAGAGAAACACCCCGACUUCCGGUAUACCCUGUAA
Molecule: messenger RNA, 1500 nt
Organism: Clonostachys rhizophaga
Lineage: Eukaryota; Fungi; Ascomycota; Sordariomycetes; Hypocreales; Bionectriaceae
Source: the annotation of a GenBank genome assembly